AUGGCGUCAUCCGGUGAUAAUGCCAGAGUAAAGGUUUGUUAACUUUCUGGUAGAAUAAGCCUUAGCUUUCUUUCUCUUUUAAUUGAAAAUACUGCAUUUUUUUUUGUUCCCUGAAGGGUGUCACAGUCAUAAAACCUGUAAUAUUUGGAAAUGUGUCUCAUUACUUUGGAAAGAAACGUGAAAGCGACGGCCACACUCAUGGUUGGACAGUUUUUCUUCGCCCUUUCAAAAACGAGGUUCGUACGUCUGCCAAAUUUCUCGCCAGUGGCUCUGAAAAGGCAGUUGAUUAUAUCUCAAAUAGAACUAUGGAAGUAUUGAAAAUAAAAUUACAUCUCAAGAAGAAUAAUCGAAGUAUUCAAAAUGUGGUUGUUUUUUAUAGGACAUGUCCAGCUAUGUAAAGAAAGUCCACUUCAAACUUCAUGAAAGUUAUGCUAAUCCCUUAAGAGGUAAGAAAUUCGAAGGAUAAUGGCGAGAUUAUAAGAGAAAGAUAAACAAAGAGACAGUCAAUGACCGACUGAUAAACAGAGGUAGACCUGUAGACAGAUACACUGCUGACAUACAGAGGGUCACAGAUAGACAGACGGUUAAACAAACCACAAAUUAGAAGAAUUGAUGACGCUAUGAAGGUUGAUGUAACAGGAAGACAGAGUAUAAGAUGGACAGACAGAUACAUAAACAAAAGAAACAUGUUGACAGAUACAUAAAUCAAAGCAGUAAGAUUUCCAUACAGCCCCAUACUAUUAUUACCGCGUGAGAUUCGUUCUAUUACAGAUCUAGGGAUUUUUAAGUGCCAUUUGAAAAUGCACCUUUUUAAGGAAGCUUUUUAUUAAUUUUUAUCACGAAAAUUACUAGUAUCUUAACAUCUAUUGUAUAUUUUAAUUUUAUCAUAGUAUAUUUUAAAUAAUUAUUAGUUAGAUACCCUGUAUUAAAUUAAGGAAGCUUUUUAUUCAUUUUUAUCACGAUAAUUACUAGUAUCUUAACAUAUGUUUUAUAUUUUAAAUAAUUAUCAGUUAGAUACCUUGUAUUAAAUUGCUAUAGAUAGAAAUCAUGUAAUGCAUGCUUGAUCAUUUCAUGGAAAGCAUGCAAUAUAAGAGUUAAAUUAUUAUAUUAUUAUUAUUAUUGUCAAACAAAGUCAUAAUCCUAAAGACAAUUUAUUGUUUUUGCUACAUGUUGAUGGAUACAUAAAUCAAAGCAGUAAGAUUUCCAUACAGCCCCAUACUAUUGUCAAACAAAGUCAUAAUCUCAAAGACAAUUUAUUGUUUUCUUUAUCCAAGAACUGUAUGCAUGAUAAAGUAUAGGGCUGUGUGGAAAUCUUACCAUCAAAGCUGUAUAGAUUCACAACUGGACAGAGAGAUGUAACAACACACAGAUACUCAGAGUUCAAAAUAAUUUUUCAGCUUUUAGUGUAAAUUUGUAGGCUUUUGUUGAGGCUUUUUUUUUCCCUGCUGCCAAUAACAAAUGAGCUGUCAGCACAUGUAUUACUCUCUUCCUUGAGAAACCUUUUCUUAUUUAAAUGUAUAUGGUGUACAUAUAGUAUACUUAUACUUGUUUACAUUUCCAAAAAACUUUUAAAACAUUUCUUGGCUGCUUUAUCACCUGAUAUGAGAUAUUCACCAUAACAUGACAGCAGCUUUUACCUCAGUUGGACAAUCAAUUAGCAUAAUAUUCUUUGUAAAACUCUAGCUCUUCUGUGAAAAAUCACUCAUAUUCUCCAUACUGUUCUCUGUACAUUUACUAAGGUGCUGACAAGGAGAAUUUGUCUAACAAUCAGGAGUUUCUUUAGUUGGGGAUCAUUUCCUUUAUUCUCAUGACAUUAAUGUGUAAUUCAGUGGUAAUACUUGUAAGGAGAAAUUAGAUUCUAGUCACCAUUAGGGGUUAAGGGGUUAAAUUCUUCCCCAUUUUGUUAUAAAUACUUAAAUUGAAGAAGCGUUUAUCUUUUUAGCAAUUUGAUUUGAUAGUUUUUUUCUUUUUGUUAGGCUUUAGAAUUAGAGGAGGGGAUAAAGAGCUUUUAUGUGAUAGUUGAUUAACCUUUACGCCCUAACAUCAGUAUGCAUAUUCUCCAUACUGUUCUCUAAAUAUUUCCUAAGGUGCUGACAAGGAGAAUUUUUUUAACAAUCGAGAGCUUCUUGAGUUGGUGAUCAUUUCCUUUAUUCUGAUGAUUUUACAUGAAUGAUUCAGCAGUAUUAUUCUAAGGAGAAACUAGAUGUUGGUCACUCUCAGGGUUUAAAGGGUUAAGGCUCAAACUGAUUUGUGGUGCAAGAAUUUACAUGAAUUUUUUCUCUCAUUUUGUGAAAACUGCAAGAUUUCCCAGAGACCUUGUACAUAGGAAGAGAGAUUUGAAGUUUUCCCUUUUAAAUUUGCUAUGCAUGAAAUAUUGUUAUGUUUUUAUACACAGUGGUUACAAAGCCUCCAUAUGAAGUGAACGAGUCAGGUUGGGGAGAAUUUGAAAUACAGAUCAAAAUAUUUUUUAUGGACCAAAGUGAAAGACCGGUUAGUACACUUUCUAUGUAGACCUCAAAGUGUUUACAAAACUGUAGCUUCUAAAAUAAUGAUCUGUCUUGUUAAAUCUUCUCGAAAUGUCACUAAUUCUUAUAUCAUUGCACAUUUAUGCAUAAUUAUACACAUUUACACCUGCAUCACUAAUAGGAGGUUGGGUGUCUGAAACAUCCAGGAGUGGUUCAUGGUUUCUCUGCAUCGCAUUUAAUCAACACAUCAAAGAACAUUUUGUAAAUCAUUUUUGUUUAAUGCCUACAUUUUGUAUGAAGUUUCUUCUGGUGUUUAGUUUCAGAGUUAAAAAAUGUUUGUGUUGUGAUUUUUUUUUUCUGCAGGUUACAUUUUAUCACCUUUUGAAGCUUUUCCAAACAGAAUCUGCACUUGCCUCUGGAAAAAAACAAUUGGUUUCUGAGUUCUAUGAUGAAGUUGUAAGUAGGACAUAUGUGUUUGGCUAUGUUUUUCUCUUCCAAUUGGUUGAAUGUCUUAAUCCAUGUAUUUCUGUAGAUUUUCCAGGACCCCACACAGAUGAUGCAUCAAUGUUUACUCAGUGCAAGACAGUUACAACCCAUAAAACACGAGUCUGACUGUAAGAACUUUUUUUGAAUUUUUCCAAUUUUUUUAGUUUUUUUUUUUUAUUUUUUAAGAAUGGGAAGUAAUAUAUGGAGUAGAGUUGUUUUUUCUUACCUCUCUGAGACGAAUGAAGAAAGACAAAAUUUUUUGCCAAAUAAAAUACCCGGUAGAUAAUACUGCAGUGGAAAUUGAAUUAAGCAGGGUGAUCACUAAAUACAGGUUGACUGCUUAAUGCAAGUUCCGCCAAAUAGAGUUGUUAUAAAAAGGAAAAGAAUAAAUUAAAAAAUGCCAUGUGAUUCCAUAAUGUACAAAACCUUGCUUCAAAAAGACUACUUAGUAAUGUUGAUUUUGGGAGAUGAACAUGGAUUAGUGUUUAUUCGAAAGAUUAGUCUUAGUUAUAUUAGAGUGGUUUCACUUGAAGUGACCGUUUAACCCUUGAACUCCCAUGAGUGACCAAGACAGAAUUUCUCCUAACAAUAUCAAUACAAUAUCAACCAGAUAAGUGAUGAGAAUAAAGAAAAAUAUCAAUUUAUAGAAAAUUAGUUGAUCCAAUACUAAAUUCUCUGAAAUAACAUUAUAUGAAUUGUAUGGUUGACAUUGAGGAGAAUUACAACUUUGAUCUGGGAGUUAAAGGGUUGAUACAUGAAGGAAGACAAAACAAAUAGACCAUUAGGACUCAGUAAAGGGUGACAACACCACUCAUUAGAGGUGAAAAUUAUUACCGACAGUAUCUCAGAGGAAAAGACUUCAGGACUUUGACAACAGACCACUCAAUAUGGGGUGACUGCUUGAUAUGUUGCAGCAUAAUACAGGCUUGAAUGUACUAGUUUGACUUAUAUGCAUUCCAUCCGAAUUAACCCUUUACACCCCAACAUCGCCAUGCAUAUUCUCUGUCCUGUUCUCUAUACAUUUCCUUAAGUACUGACAAGGAGAAUUUGUUCAACAAUCAAGAGCUUCUUUAGUUUGUGAUCAUUUCCUUUGUUCUUGCAACGGUAAUGUGUGAUUCAGGGGUGAUAUUGUAAGGAGAAAGUAGAUGUAGUCACUUGCAGGGGUUAAAAGGUUUAAGACCAGAACACAUUUAUGGAUUGGCUUAACUUUUAAUAAAUGUUCUGUUCAGCAUAGGUAAAUAUGGUAAGGCAGAUUAACUUGCUGUUUUGCUUUUUUGAGCGGCAUAAAAUUGAAAUUACAGGGUACUUUAUCCUUUCACUCCCACAAGUGACCAAGUUAGAAUUUUUCCUUACAAUAUCAAAUACAAUAUCUGGACAGCAAGCACUGGCAACAAAGAAAAAUAUCAAUCAUGGGAUUACCAUCUGGUUCUAUACUAAAUUCAAGAACAAAAAUUGUUAACAAUGUGUUGCAGACAGUCAGGAGAAUCAGUAAAGAGAUCUUGUGAGUGAAAGGGUUGAUUAAAAUUCAACUAAGACAUUUAGUCAUCAAUCAUAUUACAGCGUGAUAACUCAGAAUUUUCAUUCCGAUAAAAAUUCUGGAUACUCAUUCUCAAUAUUGUUUUGCGGGAAUAUCUGUUGAUACUUCAGACAUGAUAUUCAAUAAUCUGGGAUUUUGUCUUUUUCUGCAUUAUAGGGGCUGAAAUUGAACAGAGAACUACAGCUUCUAUAGGUGCUGCUCGUCAAAAGAUUGGCAAAGAAAUCAGUGAGUUGAAUGAAAAAUUGAAAGUGUGCAAAGAUGCUAUCCAACAAAUGAAGGCUGAAAUAGCAAAGCUUGAACAACAAGAAAUUGAGGGACCAGAACAGAGUAUAGCACCAACUGUUGUACAAUGAGAGAAUCAAGACUAGUGCUCUCUUCAGCAAGCUCUUAAGCAUUGGUUUUUGCAAAUAAUCAGGGUGUUUGUGAAAGUUUAGUGUCACAGAUUCAUAGGUACUUCUUGUUUUGGUUAUAAUAGCCUACUUGAGAGGGGCUUUGCCCAUUAUAUGGUACGUGGUAAAGAUCUGGUGAAGUCAGAAGUGGAUAUGUAAAUAGUGAAAACUGUAAUGAACAACUUUUGAGUUCUGAGGUGCAAUGUACACCCCAAUGCAUGUUUUGCUAUUAUGAUGUAAAUAAUAUAUAUUGACUGGA
Pocillopora meandrina is the source of this 5136-nucleotide messenger RNA. NCBI's taxonomy places the organism in Eukaryota, Metazoa, Cnidaria, Anthozoa, Scleractinia, Pocilloporidae. The record is from the annotation of a GenBank genome assembly.